AUGGAAUCUGAGGACGAGACGUUCGAUUCAGUACCACGCUCCAUCCUGGAUCCUGUGGCAUUUGCCUCAUCACAAGUUUCUCCAGCUCCGCCUCCUGAUGGACACACAAGCAGGAAUAUCUCAGAAGGACAUCUAAUGUUAUCCCUGGAUUGUGACAUAAAAGAUAAUGACAGUAGACAGGAUUCUCCAGGAGAUAACCCCAUUAACCCAAUUAUACAUCCAGCUUUAUCAGCUGAUCCCCCUGAUCCUGGGAAAUGUUCUCCUGAUCACUCUGAUAUUGGUGCAUCUGUUACAGCUCUGACAGUAGAUACAGUGUUUCCCUGUUCUAUAGAUGCCAAAUGUUUAACACAGAACACAAACCUUAUUACCCAUCAGACAGGUAAGGCAGGUGAAAGGCCACUGAUAUGUUCUGAGUGUGGGAAAUGUUUUACACAGAAAUCACAACUUGUUACACAUAAGAGAAGUCACACAGGUGAGAAGCCAUUUACAUGUUCUGAGUGUGGGAAAUGUUUUGCACACAAAUCACAUCUUGUUAUACAUCACAGAAGUCACACAGGUGAAAAGCUGUUUUCUUGCUCUGAGUGUGGGAAAUGUUUUACACAAAAAUCACAUCUUGUUAUACAUCACAGAAGUCACACAGGUGAGAGGCCAUUUCUAUGCUCUGAGUGUGGGAAAUGUUUUGCAAACAAAUCAGAUCUUGUUAGACAUCAGAGAAGUCACACAGGUGAGAAGCCAUUUCUAUGUUCUGAGUGUGGGAAAGGUUUUGCGCACAAAUCACAUCUUGUUAUACAUCACAGAAGUCACACAGGUGAGAAGCUGUUUUCUUGCUCUGAGUGUGGUAAAUGUUUUACACAAAAAUCACAUCUUGUUAUACAUCACAGAAGUCACACAGGUGAGAAGGCAUUUCCAUGUUCUGAGUGUGGGAAACGUUUUGCACACAAAUCAGAUCUUGUGGAGCUUUUCACAUACUUUUGGAUUAUCUUUAAAACAUCUGCCACUUGA
Molecule: messenger RNA, 1002 nt
Organism: Pseudophryne corroboree (corroboree frog)
Lineage: Eukaryota; Metazoa; Chordata; Amphibia; Anura; Myobatrachidae
Product: gastrula zinc finger protein XlCGF17.1-like
Exons: 3
Coding region: 1-1002 (333 amino acids)
Source: RefSeq, a predicted model, not a curated record